Saccostrea cuccullata (small rock oyster) is the source of this 1221-nucleotide messenger RNA. RefSeq lists its product as uncharacterized. Lineage: Eukaryota; Metazoa; Mollusca; Bivalvia; Ostreida; Ostreidae. Gene Ontology annotation, molecular function: translation repressor activity; ubiquitin protein ligase activity. The transcript has a single exon. Bases 1 to 1221 code for a protein of 406 amino acids. The record is from RefSeq and is a predicted model, not a curated record. Gene Ontology annotation, biological process: negative regulation of translation; protein polyubiquitination; proteasome-mediated ubiquitin-dependent protein catabolic process.
AUGACAUCACAUGCCAAGACACAAAAGACACUGAUAGAUAUACGGGUAAAGGAAACCAAAGAUAUAUUCCGUUAUUUGAACUCUAAAUUUCAAAAGUCAAGGCAAACAAUUAAAAGUAUAGAGACAUAUGUCUUCUCUUUUGAACAGUCAUCUAAUAAACCAGCAAAUUUUUUAUCAUUUAUAAAAAGGACAUCUCUACGCAGGAUGAAGGGCAUUCCAAAGACCAUUGCAUUUUCCUUCAAAAAUGAAAUCAACUUGAAGGAAAUGGGUGAAUUACAAGGAAAAGUCAGACUUAUUGAGACUAGAAAAAGACAGGUGGAAAAUGACCGAACCCUGAGACUCUUAAAAAGACCAUUGUUACAUAAAACUCUCUCUGUUCCAGGCACACAUUGUUGUAGACGCAUUUCUUUUGUGACGUCAGACCGGAUCUGGGUAAAUGAUUACGGAACAAAUCUCUUUUUGAUCGACUGUACUGGUAACAUUUUACUUCAUCGGAGAGACGUACAAAAUGAUUGUCGCGGUUCUCUGACAGUGAGUCCAAGUGGAGAACUAAUUUUCAUAGACUUGGAUUUCAAUAUCAGCAAACUUUGUAAGGACAACAAAACAAAAGUUAUAUUCAUGCAUGAAUUUGAACUAUUGAAACCAUGGGAUAUUUACUGUUCUACAACCUCCGGAAAUCUGCUUGUCCUGCUGAAAAGAUGUGAUCACUCAUAUUUCAAAUGUGAGGAAGCAUUAGUAAUGAUAUUAAAUACAUUAGGGCAACUUGCUCAAAUCAUCCAGUUUGAUAUUGUAAGUGGUCAGAAACUUUUUAAUAAUCCUGAGCUCAUCACAGAGAAUCGAAAUGGGGAUGUUAUUGUUUCUGACACGAUUUACCGGAAUUAUUAUGAAUUUUCAUGUUUGGUUGUGACAGACAGCAAAGGAAAUCAUCGCUUCACUUACCACGGACCAACAAUUGACUCCAAACUAAGUCUGGAGCCCUGGGGAAUCUGCACAGAUUCGCUAUCGAACAUCCUGAUAGCUGACUUGAUAACAAGCACAGUGCAGAUGAUUAACAAAGAUGGAAAUUUUAUUUCUUUGCUACUAACAAAAGAACACGGUAUAAGUUAUCCAUGGGGUCUGAAUUAUGAUGACAAAACCCACCUUCUCUGGGUUGGAUCGGACGACAAAACAUUGCGGGUAUUCAGACAUAUCGACAGAAAGAACCACCUUGAAAAUAGUUAA